Messenger RNA from Drosophila novamexicana, 1985 nucleotides. RefSeq lists its product as uncharacterized. The record is from RefSeq and is a predicted model, not a curated record. NCBI's taxonomy places the organism in Eukaryota, Metazoa, Arthropoda, Insecta, Diptera, Drosophilidae. Gene Ontology annotation, cellular component: membrane. Bases 533 to 1405 code for a protein of 290 amino acids. The transcript is spliced from 5 exons.
UGGCGAACGUUGUCUUGAGCGCAGUUUGUCGUUGUCGUUAGUCGCAUUAGCAACGUCUCAACGUGCGCGUGUGUGCUUGUGCGUGAUUGUGUGUGUGUGUUGUGCGUGUGUCGGUUACUGUGCCUGUGUUACUUGCUGGCCCGUUUGUUCCCGUUUGCCACAGCCGCUUGCUAAAUUAUUAUACACGUUGAUUUUUUUUCGAGUUAUUUUUUUCUGUGUCGCCGCAGCAGCACAAACUGGUUGCUGGCAUAAGAAGCAGCAGCAGCAGAAGCUAGCUGUGAACAGAAGAGGCAGCAGUAGAAAUAACAACAGCAACAAUAAUAAUAAUCAUAAUAAUAAUAAUAAUAAUAGCAACAAAAACAACCGUAUUUUUUGUUUGUGGUUCGGAAAACGUCGCAACCACAAAAAAAGUAACCGUCCAGCGGCAGCAAAAGGAGCUCAGUAACAGUAACAGUAACAGCGGCAACUAACAGUAGCUGGCGCGUUAACAGUAGCUGUUGUCAGUAUAUACACACACAGCUAAUUGAAUAAAAUGCCCUGCUCGGCCGUAACGCUAUCGAUAGCGACUAUCUGUGCGAUUAUCGCCACAGCGCUGCUCGCGAUCGCCUUCUCCACAGACAAUUGGCUGCACUAUGACGUCAGACGUAAUCAGAUACAGGCUUUUGCCGCCAAGCACUCGGAUGCGGAAUCGCUGCUGCACAAUUUGAAUGUCAAGUAUUAUUAUUACACGAGAACCCGCGGCCUGUUCAGAAUAUGCUAUCCCAAGGAGCGUCCGCCGGUAACAGCAGUGCCCACGUACCUGUCGCCCAUUGAGACGCACUGCUCGAACAUUGAUUAUUUUCCGCAAGUGGAGGACGACAAGAUAUCCAAUGAGGAUGCGACAUCACGUCUGCAUUUGGCACGCUCCUGCAUUGCGCUGUUCAUAAUUAGUUUCGUGACCAUAUUUUGUGCGUUCUGGACCGGGCUGUCCGGCUGCUGGAAGCGCUCCUCGGGCGCCAUAACGGCCACAUCGAUACUAUUGCUGGUCACCUGUCUGCUGGCCGCCGGCGCCAUGGGCCUCUGGCAUACGGUUGAGUUCUUUGAGAAGGAGAAAGUCGUUGGCGAGGAUUACUUCCAGCAGUGGAAUACGGUGCUGCGCGAUAACACAAAGAUUGUCUACGAUUGGUCGUACAUUGUGGCCUGGACUGGCAUUGCCACCUGUCUGCUGGCUGCCAUUCUGCUGUCCGGCGCCGCCGUCUGUCUGCGCAACGAGCGCGAGAAGGAGGAGCAGCUCAAUUUGCAGUAUCUGAUGCCCGUGUACUCGCAGAAGCAGCCGCCGUAUCCGCCCUACGCCAACUAUGCCCAGCCGCAGAUCUAUCCGGGUCCCUACUACCAUGGCUCGCAGUAUGGGCCAUAUAAUUAUUAAACGAAAUGCAUAACGAAUGAGAGCGAAUGAAAGCGGAAUGAAAAACAAGAAACAACAACAACAACAACAAAUAAAACCGCUUGAAAUCGCUUUUGAAAUCACAAAAAGAGCUAUCGAAAUGUGGGGUUAGGUUGAAUUUCGCCCAGUUUCAAAUCUGUCAGCCUUAACUGUAAAUGGCAAAAAGUUUUGCGAAGAAAGGCUCGAUUCUUUUAUUUCGCUAUCUAAAGCUAAACAUAUUCACACAGAUGCAUACAUACGCAUGUAAUACAAUUCAAUAUAACAUAUAUAUAUAUAUAUAUAUAUACAAAUUUUUUUUUUUUACAUAAUUUUAGUUUGUAGCUUCUAUCUAUUUGUAUAGAAAUCGUGGGUCUUCAGUCAAUAUGCGUCGAAAGUAUUUGGUGCGCAAUUUUCGCAAAAACAAAAAAAGACAAAAAAAAUAAUAAAAAAUAAAAAACAAAAUAGAGAAAAAUAAUGCAAAAUGAAAAGUACUUACAGCAGGCGAAUAUAAAGAGAGAACAAUAAAGAUUUAAUUUAUUGUAGCAUGUAACGUACAUGUAGCUUAUAAUUACAUACAUAAUAA